Messenger RNA from Rotaria socialis, 912 nucleotides. The record is from the annotation of a GenBank genome assembly. Lineage: Eukaryota; Metazoa; Rotifera; Eurotatoria; Philodinida; Philodinidae.
AUGAGUUCGAUCCGUGAAGCAUCACAUGCUGGAAGUUGGUAUGAAUCUGAUGGAAACUGUCUCGAUCAACAAUUAUCAGCAUGGCUUACAGAAGCUAACGGCAGUACAAAUAGUCGACUAAAAGCUCGUGCUAUCAUUGCACCACAUGCCGGAUAUACUUAUAGUGGACCAACAGCUGCAUAUGCGUAUAAAUCAAUUGAUCCGACAGAUAUCGAUCGUGUAUUUCUUCUUGGUCCAUCGCAUCAUUAUAGCUUAAAUACGUGCGCAUUAACUACCCAUGCAUUCUAUGAAACGCCCUUGUAUAAUAUUAAAAUUGAUGCGCAAAUAUCAGGUGAACUUCAUAAGACAGGCCUCUUCUCGCUUAUGAACAAACAACAAGAUUCCGAUGAACAUUCAUUGGAAAUGCAUUUACCAUAUAUCGCAAAAGUUUUUGAAAAAAAAGGCAAAGACUUUCAAUUAAUUCCAAUCCUGGUUGGUUCCCUUGAUUCAUCAAAAUUAGAAAAAUAUGGGCAAUUACUAGCACCGUAUUUAUGUGACCCAAGAAAUUUAUUUGUUAUCUCAUCGGAUUUUUGCCAUUGGGGCCGACGAUUUUCCUAUACUCCACAUAAUCCUGAAGAUGGUGAAAUCUGGCAAUAUAUCGAAAAAUUAGAUCAUAAAGGAAUGGAAUUAAUAGAAAAAUUGAGCUUACCUGAUUUUCAUUCGUAUCUCCGUUCAACUGAUAAUACAAUAUGUGGCCGAUAUCCAAUAAGUCUUUUACUAGCUGCAAUUGAACAAAGUAAAAAGGUCGUCCCGUCAAGUCAAUUGCCAAAAUUCUCUAUGCAAUUUGUCAAAUAUGCUCAAUCGAGUCGUGUGAAAAAAUCAAACGAUUCAAGUGUUAGUUAUGCAUCGGCUGUUCUGACUCUUGUUGGAUAA